UUUUAUAGAAGUAGAACCUUGAAUCACAAUUUGAUGGACUACGAAAGAAAGAGAUGUUCUCCAAUAAGUUAUUAGCAAACCUUUUUCAAUCAGCAGUGCUAAUUACUUUUAUAAAAAAGCCUUUUGGAGGACUAGAGGUAUCCUCAGGUGGUAGAGUGCCUGCUUUGCAAGAACAAAGCCCUGAGUUCAAACUCUAGUCCCACGUAAAAAUAAAAAAUAAAUCCCAGCGGAGCAUAAAAAGCCUUUGGAUCAGACAUUUUAUACAUGUCUAAUUUAAAGUUACAAAUGCAUAACUUUUUGCUGGGAGGAUAAGGAAGUAUGUUGGAAUCAGUGUAACCUGAGAAAUGAAAACAUUCUUUUGUUGCUAACAUACAGGUAUUUCUUAACAGCUCAAGUGUAUUGUUCAGAAUAUAUCUUUUUCUACUCUGAGAAAGUUUGGGUUAAGGGCAUAGCCUAAAAACACAUGAAAGAGAGCAUUCUGGUUUAUGGAUUAGAUUGCAUUUGUAAACACGAUUACAAUUUGGUGAAUAUGAGUCAACUAAAAUUUUGGGUAAGAAAUUUUCCUACGUGCAUUUAUUUGGAUGUUAAUAAUUUAAUUUUUCAAAGUUUAUUAAAACAUUGCUUCUUGUAGCAUGUAAACUUAUGUUGGGUGGGAAAAAGUAUAAGUGGGAAAUUGUUUAAACAUGUAAAUUAAAUGAUCAGCCCUAAAAUUUUUGUUUUUUUGUGAAGUAAUCUGGAUUGCUUAUUUUAUAUGCUGGGAUGCUAGUUGUUUUUUCUAUUAAUACACUUAACUUGCAUUCUAGCUUCGCCAUUCAGAGACAGGCAUCGUGUGGUGGGUUGUGUGACAGUGUCUGUCAAUAGUGAAGAGAAAUAGUGCCAGAGACACUUAACCCAUCCAAUCUCACCCAGGGUAUAGGAUUUGCCUCUGAAGCAGGGAGUGUCUGCAUUAAAAAUGACCUGUAGUUCUCUGCUUCAUAGAUGCUUCUUCAGCUCCCUCCUCUUCCUCCAUGGGCGGUGCUUGCAGCUCCUUUACCACCUCUUCCAGCCCUACCAUUUAUUCUACCUCAGUCACCGACAGCAAGGCUAUGCAAGUGGAGAGCUGCUCCUCAGCCUUGGGGGUAAGUAACAGAGGGGUAAGUGAAAAGCAGUUAACCAGUAACACAGUUCAGCAGCAUCCAACAACCCCGAAGAGGCACACAGUGUUGUACAUCUCACCACCACCUGAGGACUUGCUGGAUAACAGUCGGAUGUCCUGCCAGGAUGAGGGGUGUGGAUUGGAAUCUGAGCAGAGCUGCAGUAUGUGGAUGGAGGAUUCCCCCUCCAACUUCAGUAACAUGAGCACCAGUUCCUACAAUGAUAACACUGAGGUACCUCGUAAAUCACGAAAACGAAAUCCAAAGCAGAGGCCGGGGGUCAAACGACGAGAUUGUGAAGAAUCUAAUAUGGAUAUAUUUGAUGCCGACAGUGCCAAAGCACCUCACUAUGUGCUUUCUCAGCUUACCACGGACAACAAAAGCAACUCAAAAGCUGGAAAUGGAACACUGGACAACCAAAAAGGAACUGGAGUAAAGAAGAGCCCUAUGUUGUGUGGACAGUAUCCUGUUAAAAGUGAAGGAAAGGAGCUGAAGAUAGUUGUACAGCCUGAGACCCAACACCGAGCUCGGUACCUGACUGAGGGCAGCCGGGGCUCGGUAAAGGACAGAACACAGCAAGGCUUUCCUACAGUAAAGCUGGAAGGCCAUAAUGAACCAGUAGUGUUGCAGGUGUUUGUGGGCAAUGACUCUGGUCGAGUGAAACCACAUGGAUUCUAUCAGGCUUGCAGGGUAACUGGACGAAAUACAACUCCCUGCAAAGAAGUGGAUAUUGAAGGCACCACUGUUAUAGAAGUUGGCCUUGAUCCUAGCAACAACAUGACAUUGGCGGUGGACUGCGUAGGAAUACUGAAGUUGAGGAAUGCUGAUGUUGAAGCCAGAAUAGGAAUUGCUGGUUCCAAGAAAAAAAGCACUCGUGCCAGAUUGGUUUUUCGAGUUAAUAUAAUGAGAAAAGAUGGCUCCACUUUGACACUACAAACACCCUCUUCUCCAAUUUUAUGUACUCAACCAGCAGGAGUGCCAGAGAUCUUAAAGAAAAGCUUACAUAGCUGUUCAGUGAAAGGAGAGGAAGAAGUGUUUUUAAUCGGCAAGAACUUUCUAAAAGGAACUAAAGUUAUUUUCCAAGAAAAUGUUUCUGAUGAAAAUUCUUGGAAAUCAGAAGCUGAAAUCGACAUGGAAUUGUUUCAUCAGAACCAUCUUAUUGUGAAGGUUCCCCCAUAUCAUGAUCAACAUAUAACUUUGCCUGUCUCUGUGGGAAUAUAUGUAGUGACCAAUGCUGGAAGAUCUCAUGAUGUUCAACCAUUCACUUACACUCCAGACCCAGCAACAGCUGGUGCUUUGAACGUAAAUGUGAAGAAGGAAAUAUCUAGUCCAGCAAGACCUUGCUCUUUUGAAGAGGCCAUGACAGCAAUGAAAAAUACUGGAUGUAACUUAGAUAAGGUAAAUAUUCUUCCUAACGCCCUGAUCACUCCACUCAUAUCAAGCAGUAUGAUUAAGACUGAAGAUGUUACUCCAAUGGAAGUAACAGCAGAAAAAAGAUCUUCCCCUAUUUUUAAGACUACAAAGACAGUUGGAUCAACUCAGCAAGCUUUAGAAAAUAUUUCUAACAUAACAGGAAAUGGGUCCUUUUCAUCACCAUCAUCCUCCCACUUAGCUUCUGAGAAUGAAAAGCAACAGCAGCUUCAGCCCAAGGCAUACAACCCAGAGACCCUGGCAACUAUCCAAACACAGGACAUCUCACAGCCUGGGACCUUUCCAGCAGUUUCUGCCUCUAGUCAGCUGCCCAGCAAUGAUGCACUCCUGCAGCAGGCUACACAGUUUCAGACAAGAGAAGCUCAGUCUAGAGAAGUAUUACAGUCAGAUGGUACAGUGGUUAAUUUGUCACAACUGACUGAGGCUUCACAGCAACAGCAGCAGUCCCCACUACAAGAACAAGCACAGACUUUACAGCAGCAGAUGUCAUCAAAUAUUUUUCCAUCACCAAAUAGUGUGAGUCAGCUCCAGAAUACUAUUCAGCAUUUGCAAGCAGGAAGUUUUACAGGUAGUACUGGUGGUGGCAGCACUGGAAGUGUUGAUUUGGUCCAGCAAGUUUUAGAGGCACAACAACAGUUAUCUUCAGUUUUAUUUUCUGCUCCAGAUGGUAAUGAGAAUGUUCAAGAACAGCUUAGUGCAGACAUUUUUCAACAAGUCAGUCAAAUUCAAAAUAGUGUAAACCCUGGAAUAUUUUCCUCAUCAGAGCCAGCAGUCCACACCAGAUCAGAUAAUUUAAUACCUGGAAGAGGUGAAAGUGUUUGUCCACAGACUGAAAACACAUUAUCUAAUCCACAACAGCAACAACAGCAACAGCAAGUGAUGGAAUCAUCAGCUGCAAUGGUGAUGGAGAUGCAACAGAGUAUUUGCCAGGCUGCCGCCCAAAUUCAGUCAGAGUUAUUCCCUUCAGCUGCUUCAGCAAAUGGAAACCUUCAACAAUCUCCAGUUUACCAGCAGCCUUCUCACAUGAUGAGUACACUAUCUGCCAAUGAGGACAUGCAAAUGCAGUGUGAAUUGUUUUCCUCUUCUCCUGCAGUUUCUGGAAAUGAAACUUCUACAACCACCACACAGCAGGUUGCAACCCCUGGCACUACCAUGUUUCAGACAUCAAGUUCUGGAGAUGGAGAAGAAAAUGGAUCACAGGCAAAACAGAUUCAGAAUAGUGUCUUUCAGACCAUGGUCCAAAUGCAACAUACUGGGGACAAUCAGCCUCAGGUUAACCUUUAUUCAUCUACAAAAAGUAUGAUGGGUGUUCAAAAUAGUAGUACUCAGCAACAAGGUAAUGGUUUAUUCCAGCAAGGGAGUGAGAUGAUGUCACUUCAAUCUGGGAAUUUUUUACAGCAAUCUUCUCAUUCACAGGCUCAACUUUUUCAUCCUCAAAAUUCUAUUGCUGAUGCUCAGAACCUUUCCCAGGAAACUCAAGGCUCAAUUUUUCAUAGUCCAAAUCCUAUUGUCCACAAUCAGGCUUCAACAGCAUCCUCUGAACAAAUGCAGCCUCCUAUGUUUCAUUCCCAGAAUACCAUUGUGUUACAGGGCUCUUCAGUUCCACAAGACCAGCAGUCACCCAAUAUUUUUCUUUCCCAAAGUCCUAUGAAUAAUCUUCAAACUAACACAGUAACCCAGGAAGAACAGAUUUCAUUUUUUGCAGCACAGAACUCAAUUUCUUCACUUCAAUCAACAUCAAACACUGAACAGCAAGCUGCCUUCCAACAGCAGACUCCAAUCUCACAUAUCCAGACCCCUAUGCUUUCUCAAGAACAGGCACAACCCUCCCAGCAAGGUUUAUUUCAGCCUCAGGUGCCCCUGGGCUCCCUUCCACCUAAUCCAUUGCCUCAAAACCAACAAGGAACAAUUUUCCAGUCACAGCACUCAAUAGUUGCUAUGCAGAGUAACUCUCCAUCCCAGGAACAGCAGCAGCAGCAGCAGCAACAACAACAACAACAACAGCAACAACAGCAGAGCAUUUUAUUCAGUAAUCAGAAUACUAUGGCCACAAUGGCAUCUCAAAAGCAACCACCACCAAACAUGAUAUUCAGCCCAAACCAAAAUCCAAUGGCAAGUCAGGAGCAGCAGAACCAGUCAAUUUUUCACCAACAAAGUAAUAUGGCUCCAAUGAAUCAAGAUCAGCCAAUGCAAUUUCAGAAUCAGCCCACAGUUUCCUCACUUCAGAAUCCAGGUCCUACCCAGUCUGAGUCAUCACAGACCUCCUUAUUCCAUAGCUCUCCUCAAAUUCAGUUGGUGCAAGGGUCACCUGGUUCUCAAGAGCAGCAAGUUACACUCUUCCUCUCUCCAGCAUCCAUGUCUGCAUUGCAAACCAGUAUAAACCAACAAGACAUGCAACAGUCUCCUCUUUACUCUCCUCAGAACAACAUGCCUGGAAUCCAAGGAGCCACAUCUUCACCCCAGUCACAGGCUACUUUAUUUCACAACACUGCAGGAAGCACAAUGAACCAGCUACAGAAUUCUCCUGGCUCAUCUCAGCAGACUUCAGGAAUGUUCUUAUUUGGCAUUCAGAAUAACUGUAGCCAACUUUUAACCUCGGGACCGGCUACAUUGCCAGAUCAGUUGAUGGCCAUAAGUCAGCCAGGCCAACCACAAAAUGAGGGACAGUCACCUGUGACAACACUUCUUUCUCAGCAAAUGCCAGAGAAUUCUCCACUGUCAUCCUCUAUAAACACCAACCAGAACAUAGAAAAGAUUGAUUUGCUUGUUUCAUUGCAGAACCAAGGGAACAACCUGACUGGCUCCUUUUAACUGGGUAUCAAAUUUCCUGAGGAAAAUCAUGAUUCCGGAAUGUCCUGAGAUCUUGUGGUUCGAUGAAGAUUACCGAAUUGUUACUUUUAAUACAAAAUAUGAUAAAGAAAAUGGAUAGCUUUUCCUCUGACUGUAAAAGAGUUCAUCUAUGCUGCCUGUUGCAGUGAUUAGCCACCAAUGUUAACAUAUUCAUAUUUUGUAUUCCUAAUAACAGUAAUGACUGAGAGUCUAUUUGAGUUUCCAGCUGACAGAAUUAAUUGUUAUUUUCCUAGAUACAAUGUCUUUAUAAGUGCAGGUUAAAUUCAAAGCUGGAACACUUAGUUAUUAUUGCUAUUAGAAAAUAAUAUUUGUCAUGUUUACUUUUGUUCUUCAUUAUUUUCUUUCCCAUAUUAUUUUAGUCAAAUAAUGGCUUAUGAAAAAGUAAAGUUCAGUAAUAACCAAGGCUGUGAUUUUUUUUUUUUCAAUACAGAAGGCACAGCUGUUGGCCAAAGUGAAGGAAUCUUUUUUUCAAUUUUUUUUAAGAAACUGAUGGGGUAACAUUCUGACAAAUAAGCUGUAUUAAGAACUGUGCACAGAUAAGAGGACUUUUAAUUAAACACAAAGGCAGAUGACAUACAAAAUUGGGGACAGCUGGAAAGUUACUGAUUUUUCAGAGAGUUCUUUGUUUUUUUUCUACUAAGGGGUAUAGUCAUAAAUGUGCAUAGAAAAAUCAUUAUUUUGCUCUAUGAAAAAAUGAAAAGGGUAAUAUAUGGUAAAGUAUAUUCUAGUGUCUUCUAUAGUAGUUUAAACUGACAGUAAUUUGAGUCUAUUUUCUUCUUAACUCAGUCUUAGGCUGGUAUUCCCUUUUUAUAUGCAUCUAUGUUAUUUUCCACAUACUUUUUAUCUUUAUUUUAGACAUUAGUUAAUAGAAUACUGGCUUUUUGACUCUGUAGAAACGUAAAGAAAAAGGCCACUUUUAUCCAAGGUGACCUAGCAAUCCUGCAGCACAAGACAAGGAGUAUUCUUUUAGGAAUUAUUGGGAGCUGAUUUCUGAGGGAAAAAAAAACCCUGCAUUUUUUUUUCCCAUGAACGGUGCUGUUCUGAAGUCUUCAAAAUUUUCUCUGUAAUAGAAAACAGUAUAAAUUUUCAUUGUAAAAAAGGCAAACAAAAAUUUCUUGAAAUAUCACUUCUUCCUGAGCUGCAGUGACUACAAUUCACUUGUCACCUCAGUGCUUUUACAGUUUGAAGUGGUCACUUACCUAAUGGUUCCCACAAGCCUUAGGCUUUACAGGGUCAUAUCAUUGGCUUAAAAUGAAGAAUUAACUUAUGUUACUUCUAUAAAGAGCAAAAUAACACUCCAGAACUUAGAGUUGUAGCAUUAGUUAUACAGUUUUGGGUGUUCUUGCCACCUAUGGGAUGCCUGCUUCUAACUACCACCUGUGUCUGGACACGUGCUUAUGUCUCAUUUUUCUUUGGCAUGUGGAAAGCUGUUAAUGCAGUGUAAGGCCAACUGUGUGUGGCUUCUGUGUGUUGAUAUAAUGUUUUGGUAUCCUUGUCCAUUUCUUCUAUUUUUAAGUGUAUAAAAAUAGCCUGCUAAUGAUUGUUGAAGGCUACUUUUCUUUUUUUCUCCUCCUACCCUAUGCAUUUAAUGUUGGUUUUGUUUAUACAGCCAGAUUUUUUCCCCUUUUUUGUGAUGGUCUUCCUUUGUUCUUCUAAUUUUUUUUCUCUCUCUCUCUUUUUACUUUCCUAUAUCCUUCCCUCCACUCCCAACCCUUUCUUUCUCUCUCUGAUUGAGAGGCAUUGAAUUACGUUUUCAGUAGUACAGGCUUCUUGCCGAUAUGAAGGGAACUUUUCAGAAAGAGACCUACUCUGGGUCAUUUAAUUUUUGAAUACAGUUUUCAAUCGUUCAAGUUUUGGAUGGUUUAUAUCUAAUGUGUGUUUCAUUUUUUUGGAAAGCUAUAUUUUGUAUUUAGGAAAUGGUAUACUAUUUUGCUAUUUGUACUGAGUGAGUACAUUGGCAUAAAUAUAGAAAUUUAUAUAUAUACAUAUAUAUAAACUAUUCUUUUUUUGCCACACAUUUUUGUGGUAAAUUUGUGAGUUUGUCUGAUGUUCUACCACAACGUGGCGUCUGAUAACAGUGAGGGGGGGUUUGUUAUGUCUUUAUUGAGUAUUUAAGUACCUUUUGAAACAAAUGACCUGUUCAUCUGUAGCCAUUCCAUCAGGCAGUUCCUUGAUGUUAUUAGUGGGCUAAAAGGCAGCUUACUGUGUGUUUGCUGGUUCUUUCAUUCAGCAAAAUGUUGGUUAAAGAGUAAGGAAUCCUAUCAAGGCAGUUGUAUCAAAUGGUGUUUUACAAGAAUGAGCCAUUCAGUCUUUGCUCACUAUAUAUUUAAUAUUUUAUUGUUAUUUUUAUUAUUAAUUGGCUUUCUGUAUUCUAUGCCUUUUAUUUAUAAAGACACUAAAAAAUUUGUAAUUUUAAUAACAUUUUCUCCAUCUUGUAAUACCCAGAGCUACUUUAUAAAUUCUCUGAACCAAAAGUGUUUUUCUCAGUAUAUCUCUUCUCCCCGUCCCCUAAUAUAGUUCAGGUUAUUAGAAGGAUCAGCCACACAAUCCAGUGCUUCACUUUUAAAAUGUAAAACUAACUCUAAAAGGUUGCCUAUAAUGUCAGAGAAAGCAGGUAUUUAAAAAGAAUAAAAAUUAAAAAACUAUUAUUUCUGAUUUUUUUUUCUAAAAUCACAUAGGAGACCCAAGAAGUGUAUUUGCUCAUCAAGAUCUAAUUAGAAUGUUUGUUGAUACUGUACCUUGGAUGAAGUGGUGGCAAGAAGACUGGCUUGUGUGGUGACUUCUGUCUGUUCUGUGGUUUAUCAGGAGGUUUAUCCUUAUAAAAUGCUGAUUGGCAAUGCCAAGUCACCGGGACCAAUUUUCUGUUUUAUAAUAUCUAAGUUUAGAACAGAACAUACACCUGAACUGUAGUGGUUUGAUUGCAUAGAGGCAGAAAACCCAGUUUUUAUUCUCAUAAAUCUUGUGGUUAUUUAUAUAAGGGCUGUGCUAUACUACCAUAUUCUGAUUCAAUAAUGAUAGGGGUUUUGUUAGGUUUGGGUUUUUUUUGGGUUUUUUUGUUUUUUUACAUUGUUAAAUGUUCUUAACCCCUAAGGUCAAUGUUAAGUACAACAUUCUGAAUUUGAUUACAAAGAGUAUUUGUCUUCUAAUUGAAGAGUUAGCUCAGUGGUUGACGCUUGUGCUAAUAAUGCAGUUUCCCAAUUACUGUUACAAGUUACUGUUACAUAUGGGAAGGACUCAGUGAACCAGCAAAGGCCUUGGAAACAAUUUAUUGAUUUAUGGCAGAAGGACCUAAAUAAACUGUGAACCACAUUUUAUUUCUUUAUAUUGUUACAUUCAACUGUUCUUGCUUUCAGUGACUCACAUAAAUACUUGGAGCUUAUCUCUCUCUCUCUCUUUCUCUCUCUCUGUGUGUGUGUGUGUGUGUGUGUGUGUGUGUGUGUGUGUUACUCCUUAUCAUCAUUCCAUUAUAGAUCCACACCAAGGAGGGAAGAUAAUUAGAAGUCAUAUUUUGCUUCUGAGCUUUAUCAUGUUACCUUUCUGAUUAGAGUAUCAUGUUAUUUAGCCAAUGCAAAUGUGUUUCACCAAGACUCCCUAGAAUAGGUUUUUAAAAGGGCUUUGUUUAUUAUAGAAGCAGUAUUAAUGACAGGCCUACUUCUUUCCAUCCUUUGAUUCUUCCAUUCUCUGUUGCUUUUGUUGUUGUUGUUAUAUGUUCUAUAGUUUGGGAUGUCAUUAUAGUCCAUUUUUUUGCCCAUCAGAACCUCAGAUAAUCUACUUUGGAAAAAUAGUGUCAAAGGAAAUAAGGAAAAAGUUAUAUCUAUAUUUUUCUAGAAUGGGCAUAAUAAUUCCUUUUGACCUUUUUUUAUUGUUUUUUGUUUGGCUUUUGGAUUUUUUUCUGUUUUGGGGGCAAAGGGGUUGUUUGUUAUUUUAUUUUACUUUUGAA
Molecule: messenger RNA, 9354 nt
Organism: Castor canadensis (American beaver)
Lineage: Eukaryota; Metazoa; Chordata; Mammalia; Rodentia; Castoridae
Source: RefSeq, a predicted model, not a curated record